Messenger RNA from Hevea brasiliensis (rubber tree), 1744 nucleotides. Its product is annotated as putative serine/threonine-protein kinase. The record is from RefSeq and is a predicted model, not a curated record. Gene Ontology annotation, molecular function: protein kinase activity; ATP binding. The transcript is spliced from 7 exons. The coding region runs from base 192 to 1337 and encodes 381 amino acids. NCBI's taxonomy places the organism in Eukaryota, Viridiplantae, Streptophyta, Magnoliopsida, Malpighiales, Euphorbiaceae. Gene Ontology annotation, biological process: protein phosphorylation.
CCUCUUUUAUUUUCCUUCCCCUUGACUUCCGCUGCUUUCUUCUCUCUGAUCAUUUUUCGCCAUUUGGUGUCUCCACUGCCCCUUUUCGCGUUCCUUUUACAGCCAUAAGUUGACGUCCUGUUCAGGACUAAAGAAGAGAUAAUGUUUAAGGGCUUUGCUGUGUAGAUGAAUCAACCUUGAAUUGGAUUACAAUGAACUUUACCUGCUUUGACUUAUUAAAUUGCUGGAAAGGGAACGACAGUCACAGCCAGCAACAGCCAGAUGAGAUUGCCACCAAUAAUGUGAGGGUCUUCUCUUAUAAUUCGUUGAGAUCAGCAGCAGGAAAUUUUCAUCCUUCAAAGAGAAUUGGUGGAGGUGGUUUUGGAGUUGUCCAUAGGGGAGUGUUAAGGGAUGGCACUCAAGUGGCGAUCAAGUGUCUUUCUGCAGAAUCUAAACAGGGAAAGCAUGAAUUCAUGACAGAGAUUAAUAUGAUAUCAAACAUACGACAUACAAAUCUUGUUGAGCUCAUUGGCUGCUGUAUAGAGGGCGGUCAUCGGAUACUGGUCUAUGAAUAUAUGGAGAACAACAGUCUGGCAACUUCUUUACUUGGUUCAAAACGUAAACACAUUGCCAUGGACUGGUCUAAGAGAGCUGCUAUUUGCCUUGGUACAGCGACUGGUCUUGCAUUUCUUCAUGAGGAAGUUGAACCACCUAUUGUCCAUAGGGAUAUUAAGGCUAGUAAUAUACUUCUUGAUGGAAACUUACAGCCAAAAAUAGGGGACUUUGGGCUGGCAAAACUUUUUCCAGACAAUGUCACUCAUGUCACUACUCGAGUGGCUGGAACAGUGGGAUAUCUGGCCCCAGAGUAUGCCCUGCUAGGACAGCUUACCAAAAAGGCUGAUGUGUAUAGUUUCGGUGUGCUCAUACUUGAAAUAAUUAGUGGGAGAAGUAGCAGCAAGGCAGCAUUUGGGGAGGAUCUGUUGGUUCUGGUUGAAUGGGCGUGGAAACUGAGGAAGGAAGAAAGGCUUAUGGAUCUUGUUGAUCCAGAACUGACUGAAUAUCCAGAGGAUGAAGUGAGGCGCUUCAUUAAGAUUGCACUCUUUUGCACCCAAGCAGCUGCACACCAAAGACCCACCAUGAAGCAAGUAUUGGAGAUGCUUUCCAAGAAUGUCAACCUUAAUGAGAAGGCACUAACAGAACCAGCAGUGUACAGGAGUCAGACCUCUCAAAACUUGGGAGGCAGUUCAGAUGAGACAUCGUCUUCCCAAAAGAAAAAAGGCAAGAAAUCAGCACAUCCUCCUGUAACCUCUACCCAGUUAGAUAGUGAUCAAAGUGUGACAGAGAUGUUCCCCAGGUGAUGCAUUGGCUACUUCUUCAUACUCACGGUUGUUCUUGUUGUUUAAUCUUGCUGACCACAAUAUAGGAGCCUGUAAAAGUACCAGCUCCUUGUCAAUUCUCCCUCCUUAGGCCUGGCAAUCUUUUACUCAGCAAUGUUCUUUAGGUGAAAUUAAAUUUUUGUUCAGAGAAUGGUUUGGGGGCAAUGAGAAUAAGGUAGUAGUGUUUACACCACAUGUAGUCUAACCUAGUUCAAUCCAGUUGCUGAAAGCAUAUUACUCAACCGCUAAAAUCAGGUUCCAGUCCUCAACUUCCAAUCUCCCAACUAAAAAAGGUCUAUACCAUAUGUGUAUACAAAGGUAAUCAGUUGAUUUAUGUGUUAUUCCUUCUUUUUGAUUCCUUUCUAUUGAUUAAUUGUUUUAUUUUUCUC